CAUACUUGGGCGACUUUAACCUCAUUUGGACUCUGAUGCAACAACACUAUAGACUAGGUGGUUUGUGGUUGAACUGUCACUGAUGGGAUCUUAUCUACUGCUGUUGCCUCAUAUUCCCUAAAGCCUCCAUGGAGCUCAUCCAGGCCACCCUGCUGCCUCAGGAAGCCCCGACAGCUACCUGGAGCGACACCUCCAUUCCCCCUUACUCCCAUUUCCUGCUCCUCUCCACUCCUUCUGAACCGCACCUUGACUUCACCCCAAGUGACAGUGCUUUCCUCUUCAACAGCACCUGCCAGAACUGCACCAAACGGGAACCUGGAUCCCUCCCCGGCUUGGCUGGAAUCUUCAUCCCUCUUAUCUAUGGAAUAGUGUGUGUUGUUGGCCUCAUAGGCAAUACUCUGGUCAUCCAUGUUAUUGUCAACUACACAAAGAAUGAGUCCGUCACCAACAUCUACAUCCUCAAUUUAGCCAUUGCAGACGAGCUCUUCAUGCUGGGCCUGCCCUUCCUGGCAGUGCAGAACGCCCUGCUAUUUUGGCCCUUUGGCUCCCUCAUGUGCCGUGUGGUCAUGACUGUAGAUGCCAUCAAUCAGUUUACUAGCAUCUUCUGCCUGACCGUGAUGUCAGUGGACCGCUACCUGGCCGUUGUGCACCCCAUCCGUUCCUUCUGGUGGCGGCGCCCCCGUGUAGCAAAGGCAAUCAGCGCCACAGUUUGGGCAGGGUCCUUUGUGGUGGUGCUGCCGGUGGUGGUGUUUGCAGACGUGCUGAAAGACGAUGGGAACUGCAGCAUUGUGUGGCCUGAGCCGGCAGAAGUGUGGAAGACGUCUUUCAUUGUGUACGCGUGCACUGUGGGCUUCUUCUGUCCCCUGCUGGUCAUCUGUUUGUGCUACCUGCUGAUCGUCAUCAAGGUGCGCAGUGUUGCGAAGCGGGCACAGGCCACGUCCUCUCGGCGCAGGAAGUCGGAACGUAAAAUCACCCGGAUGGUGGUUGUCGUAGUGGCAGUGUUUGUCCUUUGCUGGCUACCAUUCUACAUUCUGAACAUCGUCAACCUCCUUGUGGUCCUGCCUGGGGACUUCAGGGGGCUCUACUUUUUUGUUGUAGUGCUGUCGUAUGCGAAUAGCUGUGCCAACCCCAUACUGUACGGAUUUCUGUCUGACAACUUCAAGAGAGGCUUCAGGAAGGCCCUGUGUGGCGCUUCACGCAGGGUGAAGAACAACGACAGGGCUGGCACUGAGGUACAGCGACCAACAGAGGAGUGGGGAGGCAUCGUGCUCCAAGCACAAAAAAAUGAAGGAGUCAUCAACUUGCAUAGGAAAGACUGUGGUGAAAAAGAAGAAGACGAGGACAUAAAUGGAACAGGAGGGGGCAUACAGAUGAGUGAAAUGUGCAAAACGGCACAAAAUGGAAACCACAGUGGCGUAACAGAGUGUUCAAGGACACAAGUUGUGCAGAAAGAUAAAUCUGAACCGGAGCACUCAAGUCCGAGUGCUAAACAUGGAGAACUGGCUGAGAAAGGCUCGGGGUUCGAUCCUGCUGAGGUGGCAACCUCUGAGGCCAGUAAAAUUAGAAACAGCAGGUCUCAACCUGAAGAAUUUAUGGACAAUAACUCUGUGCUUGAAAUCAGCUAUCUGUAA
Molecule: messenger RNA, 1631 nt
Organism: Plectropomus leopardus (leopard coralgrouper)
Lineage: Eukaryota; Metazoa; Chordata; Actinopteri; Perciformes; Serranidae
Gene: sstr3b
Product: somatostatin receptor 3b
Biological process (GO): neuropeptide signaling pathway
Cellular component (GO): plasma membrane; neuron projection
Molecular function (GO): somatostatin receptor activity; neuropeptide binding
Source: RefSeq, a predicted model, not a curated record